Mobula hypostoma (lesser devil ray) is the source of this 3379-nucleotide messenger RNA. Its product is annotated as transmembrane protein 230-like. Gene Ontology annotation, cellular component: endomembrane system; synaptic vesicle. The transcript is spliced from 4 exons. Bases 166 to 528 code for a protein of 120 amino acids. NCBI's taxonomy places the organism in Eukaryota, Metazoa, Chordata, Chondrichthyes, Myliobatiformes, Myliobatidae. The record is from RefSeq and is a predicted model, not a curated record. Gene Ontology annotation, biological process: synaptic vesicle transport.
CCAGGUUAACUCGGAACAAAAAUCGUCUCCGGGCAUUUCACCGAGACAGCGAGGUGGAACCAAAGUGUUUGGCUGCUGUGCUGCGUCGGACGUUUCUGGAGUGCGGACGGGAAGCGACUGUGGUGAAAGAAUGGGUUUGAUGUCUGGCCGUUGACCAGUUAUGGUAUGAUGCCUUCACGUAAUAGUGCCGCCGCUGGGGUCUCCAGCAGCAAGGUGAAAUACUCCAAGCUCGCCGACAGCGAUGACGGCUACAUUGACCUGCAGUUUAAGAAGAAUGCUCCAAAGGUUCCAUACAAGGCAAUUGCACUGGCUGCUGUUCUCUUUCUGAUUGGCACAUUGCUGAUUACAAUUGGUGCUCUCCUGCUGACUGGAUACAUCGACAGUUCGUACAGUGACACGACCUGGCCAGUGCUGAUCAUCGGGAUUCUGGUUUUUCUUCCUGGCUUUUACCACCUUCGUAUUGCAUAUUACGCCUCCAGGGGAUACCGAGGUUACUCCUACGAUGACAUCCCAGACUUUGAUGACUGAAAGCGAUUCUUUCCUCUUGGCUGAGUGCUGCGUCUAGUUUGAUUCUAGACCUAGCAAUGAUAGAUUUAUCAAGGAUCUUCUGCUCACAGUGAAUGACAGCUACAAUGCUUUUGUCAGUGGUUGCUUUGCUCUGUUGCUAAUCAAAUUCGAGACACUCUGAUUCAAGUAUUUCUAAACAUUGAUUUUGAAGAUGUUUCCAAAGUACUUCUCAGUCUCUAUAAAGAUUUCUCUAGUUAUAAAUAUGACACCCAGGUGAGUUUCUGCCAAGUUGGUAUAUUCACUAUCUGAAUCAACCCUCACUGAAGCAAAAGGCGUUGGUCCAAUUCUUCCAGUUGCUUCUUCAACAGUGACAGCACUGGAGCAACCCAAAGGCAUAGAGCCCCAAUAUUGCAUCUCUGAGGCAAGAAAGGCCAUAACAAGACUAUCGAUUGAAGCUUUAAUUGAUUAGUUUCUAAUAGAAAAGCGAGAGUACUUUGAGUGAAAAACAUUGUUUUGGACUACCUUGUCCCCAUUAAUUACUGCUAUUCUUCAAUAUUGUUCACUUUUAUUUCGUUGAAUUUGUAUAUAUAUAUUCUGCCACAUUUAAUUUUAAUGUAUAAUCAGAUGUGUCGAUGUCACAAAAUUUGAGAGAUUUUUGUUAGUGUGAACUCUGUGGAUGAAAUUUUAAUAUUUCAUCCCCUUGAAACACACAAGUAUCUGCCUUUCUAUCUCAGUCGGAAGAUUGUGAUUUGAAUUUCUCAUUCCAGAGCGUUGCGCAGAAAGGUUUAGACUGAGUCUCCAAUGCGGCACUGGAGAAUGAGAUUAGCUUUAUUUGUCACAUAUAUAUCGAAAGAGACAGUGAAAUGCAUUGUUUACGCAGCCUGGAGAUGUGCUGGAGGUAGCCCGUGUGUGUCACUGUGCCGACGUAGCGUGGCCACAAUUUAUCACCCCUAACCCAUACGUCUUUUGGAAAGUGGGAGGGAACCGGAACACCCAGAGUAAACCCGCGCGAUCACAGGAAGAAUGUACAAACUCCUUACCGACAGCAGCACAGCGGGAAUUGAACCAUCAUCUUCCCAUUCCUGGCACUGUACAGCGUUAUGCUAACUGCUAAUCUACCGUGCCAUUCUAAUUCAGCAGCGGCAUCUUUUGGGUGAUUCUAAAACGAUGAUGCUACCUGUUCUGUCCCAUCAUCAAAAGAUCCUCCGUUACGAUUCACUUGCAAAGAGGUGAGUAUAUUCCUGGUCAGUAUUCAUCCUUUAUUCAACAUCACUGAAGAAGAUUAUUUUCCCUUUUUUUUUUGGAGCUUGCUGUGCAUAGAGUGGGUGCUGGCUUACCCACUGAAGGGCCUGCAUUUUGCACAUUCAUGAUUGACUUUGCAAGGUCGAGUAAACACAGUCUGAACUUUAAAUGGAGAAGGUGAGCUAGACAUCCUGAUAAUAACAUUUUGUCCAUGAAAAAAGAUAUUGAGCUUUUGCAACCUGAUUAAAGAAACACGUGACUAGACCUAGAGAACAUAAAUUAAGGGUGAAAGGUGAAAUAUUUAGGAGCAACCUGAGGGGGAGCUUCUUCACUUAGAGGGUGGUGCAUGUGUGGAACGAGCUGCCAGCAGAAGUGGUAGAUGGGGGUUCAGUUGGAGCAUGUGUCCAAGCUACGGUCCACCUGUGGGUCAAUGUGAUGAGGCAGAAUAGGUAUGGACUAGAUCUGUCAAUGGGCCUGAUUCUAUGCUGUGUUGUUCUAUGACUCUAGAACCACCCUCGUGUUUUUCUCCUAACUUCACAGAGUAGGCCUGUGGAUUUCAUUUGAAGUUUCCAUCUGAGAACGGAUUUCCAUGUGGAAUUGUGUGCCUUGGAAGUCUUUAUCAACACUAUUGCGGAGUUACACCGCUUACACUGAGCCGGGUUCAUUCUGGUGAUCAGUGGGCUUCCUGGAUGUCAAGGGGCAAGUCUGAAUGAUCUUGUGCUGAUGCUCGUCCCGAGUUAAGUCUGCUGCCCGUUGGCACCUAGUGCUGAAUUGACAGAUGCGUUGUGUCACUGGAGGAACCGUCUGGUUCUGACAGCUGCAACUCUCCUUUGGAGGCACUGAGCAAAAACCCAAGAAUGUUUUGAACCCAACGUGCGGUAAUGAUCUUCACUUGUUUACUCUGCAGCUUAUUAUUCCCCCUAUAUGUUGCAGACCCUUAACGUUGUACUGUUGAGUUGUCAAGCACCCAUUUAUGCUAACUCCAUUUUGUUCCUCUGCAUUUCUGUCAAUGCCCCCCCCACCAGAUUCUGCCACUGCCCUUCAACUGGAAGCAAUUAAAAGUAGCCAGUUAACCACCUCCCCCCCCCCCACCCCAACCAUCGUCUCAUGGAGAUGCAACAAAAUAUUGCAAUAGCUCCUCAGCUCAGGUAGCAUCUGUGGAAGGAGAAACAGUUCCUGUUUCAGAUCUUAGGUUCUCAGGCUGAUGUUCCACCACAGCACAUUUCCGGAGUAACGUACCAACACCCGCUGAGGCUCCUGAUCUCACUGCCCUACUCAUGAACAAUGAUCAAAAUGCUGGAGGAACUCAGCAGGUCAGACAGAACCUAUGGUGGGAAUAAGCCGUCAACAUUUCAUGCCGAGACCCUGCUGACUUUCUCCAGCAUGUUGUAUGUGGCUUUAGAUUUCCAGCAUCUAUAGAAUCUCUCGUGGUAAUGAACAAUGAUCAUUGUGUAAAUCCAGAGUACUUUGCAGUAUUCUUAUAGAACCAAAUGUGAACAUAACCAGAGAUGUGAUUCAUAAGAAAUUUUCUGUGAAUGACGUUGCUGUCUCUGGACAAAGCAUAUUUUCGUGUGUGUGUGGGCCAAGUGCAAGGUAUAUUUAAAAAAAAAUAAAGGGUUUCCUGUUUGAA